AUGAAUGCAGAUAAAUUGAAAAAUUUAAAGAAUUUCUUUGAUUCUGAAUAUUUUACUCCUGAGAUGCUAUUACAAAAUAUUUCAAAAUACAGAGAGUAACCUGAAAUCCUGAAUUUAUUAUACACUAUAAUGCUAAAUUUAGAAGAUAAAAUAAUUUCAUUCUAUUCUCCAUAAUUUUGUUAAUUGUUAAUCAAAACAGAAAUUCCAUAACUAUUUGAUCUAUUUAAGAAAAAAUGCAGUUAAUCACGAACUUUAUUUUUUAAUGUUAAGUUAUAUUGGUUACUUGGUGCAUAUUUGCAAUUAGAAAAACAGAAAAAAAAGAAAGAGAAAAUAGAUUUAUUUUUAAGGCAAAUGGAAAUGUCUAUGGUGAAUGGAGAAUUUAAUGAAAAAACAUUCGAAAUAUAAGAUUAAGAAUAAUUGAAUCAAAUUUUAUUGAAAGAUUUCUAGUAAAAAGAUCUAAGACAAGAGUACUUUACAGAGAUGUAGAAGUUUAUGGGAACUCUAAUAAAGCAUUCGUUAGUAUUGAAGGAAUUUCCAAAGGACGAUAGAAAACAUCAUUUAAAAUUAUUAAUUCAAAAACAAAACUAAAAUUUAUAAAAAAUAGUGAGAAAGUUCUAGUUUGGAGUAGUAUUACCAUUUUAUGAUGAAUAAGACAAAGAUAAUAAAUCAUAAUAUAUUGUAAAUAUAUUAGAAAAACAUUAAGUGUGUUUCCACACUAAGAAAAGGGUACCUUACUUGAUAUUAGUUGAAACCAUUAAUCCUAUAGAUUUAGAGUAGUAUCAGGCUAUUCCUGCUCAAUCUUAACCAAACAUUGAAGUUGUAGGAUAUGUGGAAGCUUAGUUAAAUGAUUAAGGAUUUGAGAAGCAGUUGGCACAAAUAGAGUAGGAAGAACAGAAACUAUAUCAUGAAGCCUUAGAGAAGAUAAUGUAGAUGGAAAAGAAGGGCAAAAGGUAAAGUCAGAUUAUGCAAACAAUAGAUUAAUACAUGCAAAAACAAAAAAAAUAAAACAAUAAGGAUGCUAUGUAAAACGAAUCUUCAAAAUUGGACAAUGUUUAAAAACGAAAGGCUUCGUUAGUAGUUGAUUCAAAUCUAUCGUAUACUCAAAAUCAUAGGAAAUCGAAUUCCCAAGAAAGAAAUGACCAAAAGUCUGAAGAAUGUUACAAGACUUUAUAAAAAAUAUUACCAAUUGAGAAGUUGCGAAUAUUGAAAAAAUUUAAAAAAAAAAAGCAUUCUGUUUGGGAACAAAGUUGGGAUGAAAGAAUAGAGAAUUACAAAAAAGAUUCGAGAUAUGCUCAUUUCCCUUCAUAUAGAAUACGUCCAAUUAUUAUUAAGGGAGGAGAUGAUUUAAGAUAAGAAAUGUUUGCAAUUCAAAUAAUGAAGCAGUUUAAUAAAAUAUUCAAGGAAGCUGAAGUUAAUUUAUAUUUAAGACCCUACCAAAUAAUUGUCACUUCUGCCAACUCAGGUAUUGUAGGUAAUUCUUAUUGUUAUCAUCAAGAAUACAUUCCGAAUACAAUCUCAAUUGAUGCUCUUAAGAAAAUGUUUGGUAAUGGUACCAAAACAUUGUAUUAAAUCUAUUAAGAAAUAUUUGGAAGUGCUUUUGAGGAAGCUUAGAAAAACUUCAUUGAAAGCUUAGCUAGUUAUUCUGUAUUUUCAUAUUUGAUGUAGGUAAAAGAUAGACACAAUGGGAAUCUGCUAAUUGACGAUCGAGGUCAUGUGAUUCAUAUUGAUUUUGGGUUUCUAUUACAGACAUCACCAGGAGGAGUUAAUUUUGAAUCAGCUCCAUUCAAAUUAACAUAAGAAUAUCUAGAGUUAAUGAUGGGAAAGGAGAGUGAUUACUUUGGCUACUUCAAAUCCUUAAUGACAAAAGGGUUUUUAGCUUUGAAGAAGUACGUGAUAGAAAUCGAGAACUUUUUUAAAAUAAUGGUAGAGAAAUCAGAUUUGCCCUGUUUUGCAAAUUUAGACCUAAAAUUAUUUACAAGUAGAUUCUAAUUAAAUGCUACUGACAAAGAAAUUAUGGAUUUAGUGGAUAGAUUGAUCAAUUAGAGUUUAUCAAGUUGGAGAACAGCCCAGUAUGACAACUUUUAAAAAAGAACUAAUGGGAUAUUGCCAUGA
This is a messenger RNA of Paramecium tetraurelia, 2112 nucleotides long. RefSeq lists its product as uncharacterized. Gene Ontology annotation, molecular function: 1-phosphatidylinositol 4-kinase activity. Gene Ontology annotation, cellular component: membrane; cytoplasm. NCBI's taxonomy places the organism in Eukaryota, Ciliophora, Oligohymenophorea, Peniculida, Parameciidae. The transcript is spliced from 8 exons. The record is from RefSeq and is a predicted model, not a curated record. Gene Ontology annotation, biological process: phosphatidylinositol-mediated signaling; phosphatidylinositol phosphate biosynthetic process.